This is a messenger RNA of Onthophagus taurus, 1704 nucleotides long. RefSeq names its product nuclear RNA export factor 1. Gene Ontology annotation, biological process: poly(A)+ mRNA export from nucleus. NCBI's taxonomy places the organism in Eukaryota, Metazoa, Arthropoda, Insecta, Coleoptera, Scarabaeidae. Gene Ontology annotation, cellular component: nucleus. Gene Ontology annotation, molecular function: protein binding; RNA binding. The record is from RefSeq and is a predicted model, not a curated record.
CUAUGUUGGUAACUUAACCUCAAUAACUUCAAACUAACUAUUUCGCUAUUUUUAAUAAUUUUCGAAUAAUAUGAAGAAUCCUGAGAUAAAUCAGUUUAAUUUAAACUCCGGAUUAUUAGCUAAACAUAAAUCGACCAUCUACAGUAAUGCUACAUGGCACAAAAUUGAAGUAGAAAACGCUAUGAAUUUAGAGCGAGACACCGUUUUAAGGACUCUAAUGAACUUUGUACAUCCUCUUGACUUUAUUCCUGUUUGCUAUGAAACUAAAGGAUCAUGCGUUAGUUUCCUCCUAAAGAAUUGUGGAGCUGCUAUCGAAAGACUUUGUAGGCACAACUUGAUAGUUACGAACCCACAAGAUGCUUCAAUGCCUUUUAAAAUUAAAAUUAUAUUAAAAUUUGCUUACGCCGCUGAUUUAAAAAUUAAUAUUCAAAACAAUAUAAUUUCUGUUUUGAAUAAACGAUACCAUGCAGAAUCAAGUGUGUUAAAUUUGGAGAUGUUUUAUAAAGAUCCUGAUCUUAUUGAAUUUUGUACACUUUCCCAACCGAAACUAAUGUUUUAUGUGCUCCAUUUAAGUCGAAGUGAAAAUCGACCAAAACAUCCCAAAUCAAUAAAACUCUCGAAUAAUGAAAUUGAAAUUUUAAAACCUUUAGAGGCUCUUUUCGGUCUUAAAUCUUUAACAUCUCUAGAUUUGCGAAAUAAUAGAAUCAAAGAAAUUGAUGCAAGUUACUUUAAGGAUUUAAACAUCACCGAAUUAUGGCUUGAUGGGAAUCCAAUUUGUGAUGAUUACGACGAAUACUCUUAUCCAAGAGCAAUUAGGGAGAUGAUCCCUACUUUAGAAAAAUUAGAUGGAGUUUUUAUUAAGAAUAAAGGGGUGUUGCCUUUUCGAAGAAACUUUUUGUGUUCAUCUUCAGGUCAUGAUUUAGUCGAUCAAUUCAUGGAGCAUUAUUUUAAUUUAUAUGAUACAACAAAUAGAAAUUAUUUAGAUGGUGUUUAUCAUAAAGAAGCUAUGUUUUCUAUGUCUGCUCAUUAUUUAGGUUUACAAAGUACAUCUUUGACUGCAAAGUUAUCACCAUAUAAAAAAGUGACUCGAAACUUAAAAAUGAUGUCAGAUUUUUCAAAAAAUGAUGAAUGCUUAUUUAGAGGUCGUGAUUCCAUCGUGAGAUUAAUAACGCAACUUCCUUUAACAGAACAUGAUCCAAAUACUUUUACUGUUGAUUUGAUGUCUUACACUGAAACUGCUGCUGUUUUGGUUAUAGCUGGCGUUUUUCGUGAAGUACCCCAAAAUUUGCUUGAUGCAGAUCGAAUUUUGGGAUUCUCAAGAGUUUUUGUGUUACUUGCAGGUGUAAAUGAUGAAUAUUCAAUAGUUAACGAACAAUUACAUGUUUAUAACGCAACAUCCGCUCAAGUUAUCCGCUCAUUUAAGCAACCUAAAAUCUCUAGACCUUCUCAUAUCCAAAUUCCUCCGCCAAAAAAUAUUAAAGAACAAGUUAUGUUGGCUGAAGCACUUGUGAGUCUUACCGGUCUUGAUAUAGAAUGGGCUACAAAGUGUUUAGAAGAAUGCCAAUUUGAUUUUAAAAGAAGUUUAGAAUUAUUCGUGGAUUUAUUUAAAUUGGAUAAAAUCCCAGCAAACGCUUUUAGGUAAAUAAAAAAAUAAGUAAAAUUAUUUUAAAAAUUAAUAUACAAAUACAUGUUUUUUAAACUUAA